Messenger RNA from Osmerus eperlanus (European smelt), 1913 nucleotides. Its product is annotated as ectodysplasin-A-like. Bases 171 to 1259 code for a protein of 362 amino acids. Gene Ontology annotation, biological process: immune response; animal organ development. Gene Ontology annotation, cellular component: membrane. The transcript has 8 exons. NCBI's taxonomy places the organism in Eukaryota, Metazoa, Chordata, Actinopteri, Osmeriformes, Osmeridae. The record is from RefSeq and is a predicted model, not a curated record. Gene Ontology annotation, molecular function: death receptor agonist activity; death receptor binding; tumor necrosis factor receptor binding.
GGACCCGGACUUUUUAUUGUUACUACGGAUGCACAAAGUUCUCACCGUCUUCCAUCUGUAUCUCGUCCAUACAGUUUGACUGAUCUGGGUAAUGAUUAGACGUAGAACCAACACGACAUACGACCUGAUUAUGCCGAGAUAAAUGUAACCAUCUGGCUUUCUUUGUGACAAUGGCAUGUGAUGGUUUGAAAGACGAUUUCCCGGACAAAGUAUUGCCCCAACCACCUUCAUGCACGUGUAACCAGAAAUGCAGUCGCAACAGCAGAAGCAACGGCGCGCUGUUCCUGGCGUUCUUCGUGCUCUCGCUUUCCUUGCACGGGAUCACCCUCAUCUGUUACCUUGAUCUCCGAUUUGAAGUGAAACGGGAGAUUUCUCUCCAGAAGCGGGACGCUGCGUUGAAACUAGAUGGAACAGAAGUGGCUAGCCCGGUGUUGUCUUACGGUCAACAAGCUCACAGCGAAGACGGCGCAGAGGGUCCAGAGCGCCCCGGUGACCACCAUCAAAUCUCGGAGACGGGAACGAGCUUCACCCACAGGACCAAACGGAGCCCCAAAAAAACGCCAGAGUCAGAGACCAAUGGCAGGAGAAAAGAAAGGAGAAAAGGUAGAAAGAGGUCUCCAGGUGCCCAGGGCCCCCCUGGUCUCCCUGGCCCCCCCGGGCCCCAGGGCCCUCCAGGGAUACCUGGCAUCCCUGGCAUCCCAGGCAGCAAUGCAGUUGGCCCCUCCGGACCGCCCGGCCCCCCUGGGCUCCAGGGUCCCCCCGGACUGCAAGGACCCGCAGGGGUGGCAGAGAAAGCCAAAACCAAGGAGUUCCAGCCAGCGGUUGUACACCUCCAAGGACAAGAGACCACCAUACAAGUCAGGGAAGAUCUUUCUGAGGGGGUGCUGAGGAACUGGAAGAUGGUGUCAAUCCACCACCGAGUUUUCAAGAUGCACUCUCGCUCCGGGCAGCUGGAGGUUCUGCUGGAUGGAGUCUACUUCAUCUAUAGUCAGGUAGAAGUGUACUACCUCAACUUCACAGACAUUGCCAGCUACGAGGUCAUGGUGGACACUGCCCCAUUCCUGCGCUGCACCUGCAGCAUCGAGACAGGCCAGAGGAAGUUCAACACGUGCUACACGGCGGGCGUGAGCGUGCUGCGUGCCGGCCAGAGGAUCUCCGUACGCAUGGUGUACGAGGACACACUUGUCAGCAUGACCAACCACACCACCUUCCUGGGCAGCGUCAGGCUGGGGGACGCGCCCCCCACAGGCCGCCACUAGGUCCCACGCACCUCUCCACUUGUGGCUGAGGACCGUGUCGUCCACAGACGCAGUCUGAACUCUUCCCUGGAAGAUCCGACCACCAUGAUCGGUUCUUGUCGUCGGCCUCUGUCUGGUAUCUGAUGGGAUCAGAGGUGAGGUGAUCUGAUGUAGGAUGGCAUUAAGUUAGCGGUGAUGCUUUUAAGCCAUGUUCAAAUACCGUCAGUGUCUACCAGUUGGCUUGCCUUUACAUUAGCUGUUUAGUGAUUGUGUCAGUUAAAGGUGGUAUGAAAAGAAGUCUAACAAAGCCAUAUCUCACUACAAAUUAUGAUUAAAAACAUCCCAAACCUACAUAAGGAGAAGUAUCCUUUUGCCAUAGUCUAAUGUCCUAAAUAAUCGCUGCCUCAGAGUUAAACAAAUGGAUGUAACCAGGAAGAACACAGCACGAACAAAUAUGAUGCUGUACCUACAUUGUAUUUGCACGCAAUUUGCACUAAGGCACCCCAGCAGAGUUAACAUAUGUAAGAUAUGUUUCGUUACAAUGCUGUUUUCAGUUACCGUAUGAAUGAAUCCACAGUUAGUAAUACGGUUUGUGUUUAUAUUUCACUGUACAUAUGUGUAUAUAAAAUGGGAUAUACUUUUUGUAAAUGUGUGAUUGAUGGAAUAAAAUCAGUU